AUGCCGGAACAUUCCAAAAAGGAUAUGACGGCCUUAGAGCGACCACAAAAGGAGGUUGAGCGUACGUCCACAACAGUUUUUGUUGUCCUCGCACAUUCUUGCACGCAAUAUCACCUCCCCAAAUUGCUGUCCGUUUCAGCGAUCAAAUCGGCGAUUCUGAUCCAGAAAUGGUAUCGACGAUGUCAGGCCCGAUUAGAGGCACGACGUCGAGCCACCUGGAGCAUAUUUACCACUCUGGAGUAUGCCGGCGAACAGGACCAGCUGAAGCUGUACGACUUUUUCAGUGAUGUGAUCACCGCUAUGGUAAACAGCGAAAGCGAAGAAGAUGGUAAUUCGCCAUUCGCCUCCGCGAUCAGCUCCUAUGCGAAAGAAGAUUACGAUAGCGACGAUGCAUUCCGGAAACUGAUGGAGAAGGCGAAUCCAGCGAAUAUGACCGUCGAGAAGCACUACAAAGGACCUGUGCUCACGCUGCCACUCGACAAACAGCAAAUAGCAACUAUGAUAGAAGCCUUCAAAGUAAACAAGAUUAUGCAUGUGCGGCUAUACGUAGUUAUUGAUACUCUUCGAGGCUCGACGGCUCCUAAAGCAGCAGCCCACGAUCGUUCGUCUUUCUACCUCAAUUUCCAAUCAGGUGAAAUGCGUUUGUUGCUAAUACUACAAGCUGCUCACUAG
Ostertagia ostertagi is the source of this 672-nucleotide messenger RNA. Lineage: Eukaryota; Metazoa; Nematoda; Chromadorea; Rhabditida; Trichostrongylidae. The record is from the annotation of a GenBank genome assembly.